AUGUGGGUGUGCGUCGCUGACUUUUCCGAUACGAGACUGAGUUUAACUGGUUUUUGCCGUUUCUCUGCAGGAGAUGGUCAACAAAUUGAGGAGGGUGCAGCCGUUGGCGGAGAAAAUACUCGUGCAACUGCUGAGGGUGGGGGAGAUGGUUCAACUCCAUUCAAUGACGAGGAAGACUUCUCCAAUAUCCCUAUUCUAAAUCAAAAUGAUGUUGUAGGAGACGGUCAACAAGUUGAGGUGGGUGCAGCCGUUGGCGAAGAAAAUACUUGUGCAACUACUGAAGGAGAUGGUCAACAAAUUGAGGAGGGUGCAGCCGUUGGCGGAGAAAAUACUCGUGCAACUGCUGAGGGUGGUGGAGAUGGUUCAACUCCAUUCAAUGUAUGGUUUUUGAAUUUUACUUUUGAUGUAAGUUAUUGUAGGGUAACUGUUAAUAAUGCAUCAAACAAGAAAGCAACUUUGAUCAAGGUAGAUAGUGCAAAUAAGAGAGGAAGUGUAUUGGAGGUGGUUCAGGUUCUUACUGAUCUAAACGUGAUAAUCAGGAGGGCUUACAUUUCUUCAGAUUGGGAAUGGUUUAUGGAUGUUUUCCAUGUAACUGAUCAACAAGGAAAUAAGGUCUCCGAAGAUAACAUUGCCGAGUGCAUUCAACAGUGGACAACUGCAAUGCAGACAACCUCAUAG
Fraxinus pennsylvanica is the source of this 678-nucleotide messenger RNA. The record is from the annotation of a GenBank genome assembly. NCBI's taxonomy places the organism in Eukaryota, Viridiplantae, Streptophyta, Magnoliopsida, Lamiales, Oleaceae.